Myotis lucifugus (little brown bat) is the source of this 4524-nucleotide messenger RNA. It is a transcript of the gene ELL2, whose product is annotated as elongation factor for RNA polymerase II 2. Gene Ontology annotation, biological process: positive regulation of transcription elongation by RNA polymerase II; snRNA transcription by RNA polymerase II; transcription elongation by RNA polymerase II. Gene Ontology annotation, molecular function: cis-regulatory region sequence-specific DNA binding. Gene Ontology annotation, cellular component: transcription elongation factor complex. Lineage: Eukaryota; Metazoa; Chordata; Mammalia; Chiroptera; Vespertilionidae. The record is from RefSeq and is a predicted model, not a curated record.
CAGAACUUAAUUCCUUUUCGACCUUCAAUUCAGUUCCAAGGGCUCCAAGGGCUUGUCAAAAUUCCCAGAAAUGAUCCCAUCAAUGAAGUGCAUACAUUUAACUUCUAUUUGUCAAAUGUGGGUAAAGACAACCCUCAAGGCAGCUUUGACUGCAUUCAGCAGAGAUUCUCCAGCUCUGGAGCCUCCCAGCUCAAUUGCCUGGGAUUUAUACAAGAUAAAAUUACAGUGUGUGCAACAAACGACUCGUAUCAGAUGACACGAGAAAGAAUGACCCAGGCAGAGGAGGAAUCCCGCAACCGAAGCACAAAAGUUAUUAAACCCGGUGGACCAUAUGUAGGGAAAAGAGUGCAGAUUCGGAAAGCACCUCAAGCUCUAUCAGAUGCAGUGCCUGAGAGGAAACGGUCAACCCCCAUGAACCCUGCAAAUACAAUUCGAAAGACACACGGCAGCAGCAGUGUUUCUCAGCGGCCAUAUAGGGACAGGGUGAUUCACUUACUGGCACUGAAGGCCUACAAGAAACCUGAGCUGCUGGCUCGACUGCAGAAAGAUGGUGUCAAUCAAAAAGACAAGAACUCUCUCGGAGCAAUUCUGCAACAGGUAGCUAAUCUGAACCCUAAGGACCUCUCGUAUACCUUAAAGGAUUAUGUUUUCAAAGAGCUUCAGAGAGAUUGGCCUGGAUACAAUGAAAUUGACAGACGUUCAUUAGAGUUUGUGCUCUCAAAAAAACUAAAUGCAUCUCAGAAUGCUGCCAGCACCAGGCGUUCAGAAUCUCCUGUAUGUUCCAGUAGAGACAUUGCUUCUUCUCCUCAGAAACGGCUUUUAGAGUCAGAGUUCAUUGAUCCUUUAGUGAAUAAAAAAGCUCGAAUAUCUCACCUAACAAAUAGAGUGCCGCCAACAUUAAAUGGUCAUUUGAAUUCCACCAGUGAAAAAUCUGCAGGCCUCCUGCCGCCCCCUGCAGCUGCUGCCAUCCCCACCGCUCCACCACUGCCUUCAAAACUGCCCGCCUCCAACCCUUCCUCAGACUAUGGUGAUCCUGAGUCAGAGGAGUUAAGGAGGGUUGCACUGCCUCCAUGGCAGCCUUCUUCAACAAUUGAACUCCCAGAUUAUUUGAUAAAAUAUAUUGCUAUCGUCUCCUAUGAACAACGCCAGAAUUACAAGGCUGACUUCAAUGCAGAGUAUGAUGAAUACAGGGCCUUGCAUGCCAGAAUGGAGACCGUAGCUAGAAGAUUUAUCAAACUGGAUGCACAACGAAAGCGCCUUUCUCCAGGCUCAAAAGAGUAUCAGAAUGUUCAUGAAGAAGUCUUACAAGAAUAUCAGAAGAUCAAGCAGUCUAGUCCCAAUUACCAUGAAGAAAAAUACAGAUGCGAGUAUCUUCAUAACAAGCUGGCUCAUAUCAAAAGACUGAUAGGUGAAUUUGACCAACAGCAAGCAGAGGCAUGGCACUAGAGCUCUGCUUGGACCAGAAGAUGUGAAUAAACUUAAGCUUAUUUAUUUAAAAUUCCAAAUGAGUUGCUCUAAGAUUCUAAAAAAGGAAACUUUGCCUGUCGAAAGUUUCAGUAUUUGUAAACUUGAGUUAACUAUUUUUUUUCUUUCUGUCCCCCUCCCACAACCCCCAAUUUCUUUGCUUCCCUGCAAUUUUGAAGCUGCUUUUUCUGGUCCUCCCCCCCUCCCCCCCCCAUCAAGACUUGUGUUUGUCAAUAGAAGUAAAUUUUUUUAGAUAUUGGGGAUCCAGUAUCUAUACUUUAAAUCAGUUUUUUUUUUCUUAUAAACAUGUUUGUAAUUAGCAAUGAUUUUUUUAGAUAUUGGGGAUCCAGUGUCCACACUUCAAAGUUAUGUGUGUUAAAAAACAAACCAGUAAUGUGCAAGGUGAAAUGCGUUUGGAUAAACAUAAGCCUAUUUUCUGACCUUUCUUAAUGCAAACUCUUUGCCUUAAAUGGUAGAAUAUUUAGAAAUUUGCACAAAAUACAAAAAAAAUUAAAACAUUGUAUUGGAGGGUUAAGAAAUAAAAAGGUCUACGAGUAUGUAUAUGUGUGUAGCUACACAUACACAUAUAUAUAUAUACAGGCUGACUUAAUCUAGAACAGAAAAGUGCCCUGCAAGUUAACCCCCCAUUGCAAUGGUUGCCUUAAGGUGUUUGCUAGUUAUGUACAUAGUGUGGUUAAUCAUUAGCUACACUGCUUCCCACCUGAUUGGAGCAACGGGAAGCACACUGUGGCCUACCAGCGUCUGAACGCGUGUGCGCGACCUGUGUGUGUGCAGAGGUGGUGUGGAUGUGAGCGUGCAUGAAGGAAAAAAAGCUGCUACUCUUAGUAGGCCAAACGCUCAGGUUAAACAACUGACGAGUGUUACUGUAGGUUUUUGUUUUUGUUCUUAUGUUGUUUUUUUGUCCAAUUGCUACUUCUAUUGUGAAAGACAAAAGCAUUUCCAUUUCAACUGUUUGUCAGCUUUGUCGGGCAAAAUUGGUAUGUUAUGAAAAUGAAACAAAUCUAUAGUUUUGGGGCAAAAUUAUAAAAUUAAUUAUGUAGGUAACCUAUUUAUAUACUGCUAUAAACUAUUUUUUGAGGAGAGAUGUGCAAAGAAGUUAUUACCUACAUGAAAUGUAUAUUUAAAGAUUUUUUUCUUCAUCCUGGGUGCCAGGAAUAUAAAAAAGAGUGGAUAUAUUUAACAAUAGCAUACUGUGAUUCAUCAAACAGCACAAACUUUCAGUUCAUGGAGUUUAUCUGUUGACGUUGAUUUAAACUAUCACUUGUUUUAUCAUGUGGGAACAUAAGUUAUGUCAAAAUGUAAGGAUUUUGAACUAAUGUUGAUUCAAGUUGUGUUGUCUUACCGUAUUGUCUUUUCAAAGUGCUGCAGUAAAAGGAAGCAUUAUGUUUACAAUCUGUUUUGAAAUGUUUGCCAAAUUUUGGUAGUAUCUUUAAUAAAGAUGUUUGUCUCCCAGCAUCCAAAAAAUAAAUAACUUUGUUGUGUAUCACUGUAAACCAGGAAAAUGUUAUUAUCUAGAAACCUGAGAGGAGCAUGUAGAUGAACUUUGUCUUUGGAGUUCUAGAUAUGUAGAAGUACACAACUAUACCAAGACUAAAACAAGACCCUCUACACUACAACUCUAUAACAUUAUUGCAGAAACUUAAUUUCUAUGUAGCAUGAACCUCCUAGGGAAUUCGAUUUCUUUUAGCAUCGAGAUCCCUGGUGCUCUUCUUUUUUCCUCAGAAUUGGUACAAUCAUUAGUAAAUGUUAAUUGAUUUCAAACUUUCAAUUGCAAAAAAAAUAGGAAACUUAAUUGGGGGGUAAAUUUGGUCCUCAUAUUAUUAUGGUGGAGUCUGCUGAGGGAUUUGUCUAUAGAUAAUGACCUCAUUGGUGUUUAAUCAAAGAUUGUGUGCUGCUAUUUGCUAUGAGUGGUGUUUCUCAAAAGCAAGGUGCUUGGACCACUUACAUCACCCAAAUUAGAAUCUCUGGGUAUAGGGCCCAGGUAGUCAUCCACAUUUUCCUAAGUAUCCUCCAGGUGACCUGCAAGCUAAAGUAUGAGAACCACUGGCUUGGAUGUAGUGCUAAACCUGAGGUCUCUAAAUCUCAAAGUCUUGAAAUGAAGUUCAACUGUUGGCUUUUUUUUUAAACCACCUCUAUCAGCAGGCACACAUCACUUUUUCCUCAAGAUGAGAGGCACCUUCUCAAUUGUUUCACUGCCAACUCUUAUUUCAGAACUUGUUUACAGACAAGUCUUCUAGUUAGGUAAUUGUUAGCCCUUCGAGUUCCUACCCACCCACAUCUGCACAUCUUCUGGUUUACAAAUUGGGUAAUAGAAGCUGGAGAUGCUUUACAAAAACCCAGCACUGCAUACCCAUAGACUUGACCACAAACCUAUAAAAGCCUUAAUUUAGACGUUUAUUGUGUACCAUGGGCAGAUCCUUAUAAAAUGUGUAUCAGUUAUAAAUCUCUGACUCUGCUGCUACCUGAGGCUGCAUCUCUUUUGAAGACAGGCAUAAGCCUAUUAAAAUAUAUCAUUUUUCAUGUCCUGUUAGAUUUUUAGAUACUUUCAAGUCAUUGCUGCAGGAGUGUGUGAUCACUUAGUUACUUUAGUCGAAGAAUCUAUUCAGUUUUUUUGAAAGACACAGUGUAAAAGCAUUGUCAAGAUGAGAGAGGGAGUUAUGUUUUCAUCACAUUUCAUCUAAAAUAAUUUGAAGCAUUCUUGAAGAUUUUUACCAACACUCAUAAAUUGAUUCUAAAUUGAAUGAGCAGCUAAUUUAAUAUAAACCAAAAAGAACAUUAAUUAGAUGUGGUUUUGUUUUUUUAUGUGGGGAUUUAAUUUCCUAUCUUCUUGGGUUUUAUUUCUCAAGGAGUAAUUUAAAGAGUUAACUUUCACUUCUAGUGGUAGAUGUUAGGACUGGCUCUCUCAAAAGUAAUUGGUGUGGUCAGUUUCUAUCGUUGCGCCAUUCAUUGAUUCCAAAAAUUCAGUAUUUUCAUUCAUCUCUGAUGGAUCUUUUAACUGUUAGAGGAGUUUUCUUUUCCCUUAAAGUAUUUCACUUUAUU